AUGUCGCGUCCAUUUCCAUACACUUACAUCUCCUGUCCUUGCGCGGACACUCCGGUCCCCGACCCGGCCAGGAAGCGAAGAUCGAGAGAGUCACCGCAGAAACCCACACCCGAGCGAACGAGCGCGUCUGACGAAGACAAGAAACACAUAGCCCAAGGGAGUAAUCAGGUGGAGGCAGAGGAAGAGGAAGAACAGACAUUUGACCCUCGAUCGCCACGGUCCAAUUUCUCGCUGUUCCCCCCCGAGCAGCUCCUCUACUGCGAAGAAUGCCACCAAAUAAAAUGUCCCCGAUGCAUUACGGAGGAGAUCGUGAGCUGGUAUUGUCCAAAUUGCUUGUUUGAGACACCCAGUAGUAUGGUAAAGAGUGACGGCAAUCGAUGCGGCCGAAAUUGUUUUAACUGCCCCGUCUGCACGGCCCCGCUAGCCGUGAGUACCAUUGAGAAUAUGACAGGGAAUGGAAGUCAACAGGGGCCUUGGGUCCUUUCCUGCGGGUACUGUCUAUGGACGACGUUGGAUGUCGGCAUCAAGUUCGAUAAACCGACCAAUAUCCGCAGCCAGCUGCAGAAGAUGACCGACUCGAGUAAUCCUGCACCUACUUUUGACACCCGAUCACGUCAGGCGUCUCGAACCUUUGGGGAUUUGAAAUCACCCUUGUCUAGCUAUGCCUCGAUCGACGAGCAAGCGAACCCUGGUGAGGGCGAUGGAGAGCAAUCUGCAGGCCAAGAGACAGCCACGGCUCCCCUGGGCGCCGAGGCGCGAUUCGCCGCUCUGAAAUCUUUCUACCGCACGCAGAUUAACGAGACGUCCAACUCGCCCAGCGACCCGCUCAGUUCGGAUUUUGGGUUCUCGUCCCCUGGGGCCCUGAACCGCCUCAUGUCCCUUUAUGCCUCUUCAUCCCGUCUCGCAGGGCUCUAUGGCGGCAGCAAGAAGCCCAAAUCCAAGCUCCCGGUCAUGCGUGAAGCCCUAACAACUAGCGAAGGCUUGCGCGUUGCUCCCGAAAAUGCCGAAGUCGCCGUGAUUGAGCGCCUCGCCUCGCCCGACUGUGGCUGGGACGGCGUCGCAUCGGCCGAGCAACGCGCUGCGCAGUCGCCAGACGUGCGUUUCACAGACGAUCUGCUCCCUCUCCCGGUCCUGCUACGCACCAAGCGCGCCAAACGCUGCAAAUUGUGCAAGCACAUCCUCGUCAAGCCCGAGACUAAGCCGCAAUCCACGCGGUUCCGGAUCCGUCUCAUCGCCCUCAGCUACAUCCCGCUGCCGACCCUCCGGCCGCUCACUCUUUCUUCUUCCUCGUCCUUGAUCUCUGCCGCCAUCCCGCCCCCUGACUUGAAUGCGCUCGCCCCUCUCCGCCCCAUCCAUGUGCUCCUUACGCUGAAGAACCACAUGUUUGACCCCGUCCGCAUCACCCUCGCGACCCCGUCAGUCACGCCCGGCCGCGUCGCUUCCAAGGUAACGGUUCUCUGUCCGCAAUUUGACAUCGGCGCCAACAGUGACGUGUGGGAUGAGGCCUUACAGGGGGCAUCCGCGCCGCUGGCUGGAGAUCCUCGCUCGGCUGCACUGCGCGGGACAUCUGAAAAGGUCGCAGAGGCCGGCAAGGUGUGGGAUAAGGGCCGGAACUGGACGACUGUGGUUCUGGAAGUCAUCCCGGGGAUCCUACCUGGGACCCAACCUAUGAUGCCAGGUGCAGGUGCCGAGGCUGACGAUGGAAAUAGUACCAGUGGUGGUGAUGACGCCCUAGCCUCGCGGCAGGACGAAGAUGUCCUGGAGAUCCCUGUCUUCGUGCAUAUGGAGUGGGAUGCGGAGGCACAACUCGAGCAGCAGAAUUUGGGCAAGGGGUCGAAGCCGGAUGAUCUGGUCAGUCGUGAGUUGGCGUAUUGGAUGGUUCUGGGGGUUGGGAGGAUCCAGGCUUCACUGUAG
Molecule: messenger RNA, 1914 nt
Organism: Penicillium alfredii
Lineage: Eukaryota; Fungi; Ascomycota; Eurotiomycetes; Eurotiales; Aspergillaceae
Product: putative dynactin Arp1 p62 subunit RO2
Exons: 2
Coding region: 1-1914 (637 amino acids)
Cellular component (GO): dynactin complex
Source: RefSeq, a predicted model, not a curated record